Messenger RNA from Eucalyptus grandis, 787 nucleotides. RefSeq lists its product as uncharacterized. NCBI's taxonomy places the organism in Eukaryota, Viridiplantae, Streptophyta, Magnoliopsida, Myrtales, Myrtaceae. The coding region runs from base 118 to 591 and encodes 157 amino acids. The record is from RefSeq and is a predicted model, not a curated record. The transcript is spliced from 2 exons.
ACAAUCCUCCCCCCCACAAUCGACACACACUGCCUCGUCGAGAAGAACACACGUUCUCCGUAAAAGAGAAGAGACGGCUACAAGACAAAAAGGAAAAACCCAAAGAGAGGGAGAAAAAUGCAAAACUUUGUUCUCGGUUGCUCACUGGCGGUGUUCUUCCGCUUGGCUGAUCCAGCAGAGUUCGUCGGCAAUCGUCGAGGAGUCCGGGUGUUCGAUAAUUGCAUCAGUAGAUCUACGCGGUACCCCCUACCAAUAGACCCAGCGAAUUUUCUGCAGCCCCUGUGCGCAGUCCUAAGCUGCUGCUGUCCAUAUCUGCUGCCCAAUACGUGCCCGAUAUCCUUAACGUCCAGCAGCUUUCAGUCGCAGCUUCCAGUUUCCUGGCGCUCGAGAAAAGCCGACGUCGCUGCUGAAACUAAACCGUGGAUGGCACCAUCCUCACCGCAAAGCCGCCCGGAGCUCCUGCAGUGUCGAGCCAUCCACAGAGCCCUGGCGAGCCUGCUGCAGCCACAACGUCCCUCCGAGACCGAGCUGCUGUCCCCGACACGAGCCGCUCCCGUGCAGCCUGCUAAAAGCCAUCCGCAGAGUUCCUAGCGAUGACGGCGAGCUGCCGUCCAAGCUCGAGCCAGGCCGUGCCAAACCGAGAUGUGAUGUAGCUGACCUCGACGUCAGUUGGAGCUCGUGAGUCUCUCCGUCCUGUCGUGAACACCAACACCAUUAACCAACUCACCGCCAAUCCACCACUGAUCGUGAUUCGCAAGUCGCCAAAUUUGGAAGCUGAUAUAUUUCA